Messenger RNA from Xenia sp. Carnegie-2017, 870 nucleotides. RefSeq names its product FK506-binding protein 2-like. Gene Ontology annotation, molecular function: peptidyl-prolyl cis-trans isomerase activity. Lineage: Eukaryota; Metazoa; Cnidaria; Anthozoa; Malacalcyonacea; Xeniidae. The transcript has 6 exons. Gene Ontology annotation, biological process: protein peptidyl-prolyl isomerization. The record is from RefSeq and is a predicted model, not a curated record. Bases 7 to 570 code for a protein of 187 amino acids.
UUCAACAUGCUAUUUCUUAGAUUUUCUGGUACUUUUAAUAUAUUAGUAGUUCUUCUAGUAAGUGUUUCUGCAGCCAAGAAGAAAGAUUUACAAAUUAUAUCUGUGCACAAACCAGAAAGAUGUGAUUUAACAGCUGAGAAUGGAGACAUUGUCGCCGUACACUACAUUGGUAAACUGCAAAAUGGUCAAGUAUUUGAUGCAUCAAAAGAAAGCCCUAUAAAAUUCCCAUUAGGAAAAGGCAAGGUCAUCAAAGGUUGGGACCAGGGAAUUCGUGGAAUGUGUGUGGGAGAAAAACGUACACUUAUCAUUCCAUCACAACUCGCUUAUGGAGCCAAUGGUGUUGAAGGAGUUAUUCCAGCUCAUGCAACUUUGGUAUUUGACACAGAGUUGGUGAAUGUUGAAAAAUAUUCAUCUCUUAAUACAAUGAACAUUGGAAAGUUCUUGAACUUUGCCAUUUGGCCAGCACUCAUCAUCUUAAUUGUUGUCAUUCUAUAUCAAAGAUACUCAGAACACAAGGAAAAGAUUAAACAUGAAAGGUCCGGAAAAAAAAUUAGAAAAAAGAAACAAUAGCAUAUGCAACAUAGACAAUUUUAACAUCAAUUUAAAAAGAUAACAGUGGACUUGUAUUUGUAGCAGUUACUACUUUUAAAAUUUCUAACUACAGUUUCACUUAGUUUAUAUUUUAGGUAAUGUAAAGACUUAUGGACUGGAAAAUUUAUUUUAGUUUUAGAAUUCUUCAAAUAACUGUUCUCCUUAGCUGUUAAUUCAUCAAUAAAUGUUUUACAGAAAUUAUAAAUAAAGAAGUUUUAGCACAAAUUAUUUCUACAUAAUAAAUACUGGUUAAAAUAAUUAAAUCAUACAAUAUUGUUA